Messenger RNA from Magnolia sinica, 2969 nucleotides. Its product is annotated as probable protein S-acyltransferase 19. The record is from RefSeq and is a predicted model, not a curated record. The transcript is spliced from 9 exons. Bases 6 to 2342 code for a protein of 778 amino acids. NCBI's taxonomy places the organism in Eukaryota, Viridiplantae, Streptophyta, Magnoliopsida, Magnoliales, Magnoliaceae. Gene Ontology annotation, molecular function: protein-cysteine S-palmitoyltransferase activity. Gene Ontology annotation, biological process: peptidyl-L-cysteine S-palmitoylation; protein targeting to membrane. Gene Ontology annotation, cellular component: endoplasmic reticulum; Golgi apparatus.
UGUACAUGCUUGUUUCACUUAAAAAAUUCAUUCUCCUUUGGACUCUUCUCUAUCUUUCUAUCUCCAUCCCUGGUUUCGUUUUGGGCCUCGGCUCUGCAAAUUCUGCAGUCAUGGUGAGACGCCAUGGAUGGCAACUGCCUGCUCACACAUUUCAGGUCGUUGCCAUCACUGUAUUCUUCUUGCUAGUUGUUGCUUUUUAUGCCUUUUUUGCACCAUUUCUUGGUGGGCGUAUCUUUGAAUAUGCUUCAAUUGCUGUUUACACUCCUGUGGCAGUCACAGUUUUUAUUCUCUAUGUCCGCUGCACAGCUAUUAACCCCGCCGAUCCUGGGAUUUUGGCGAAAUUUGAUGGUGGGUCAACCAAUAUCCCAAAGGAUAAUCUUGGGUUGCCAGGUACAAACCCGCAAGGCAAUCUUGGCGAAAUUCCCAUUGGGAUGCAUUCAUCUGCAUCGUCACCUUGCAGCAGCUCCAUAGGAGGCAACUCUAGUAGAAAAGCUCCAGUUGGAGAAGCUGGGAGGGUAGAUAUCCCGAUGGGCCGCACAAAUAAAAAGUCAAGAUCUUGCUUCAAUGUUGGAGGAAUCUUUUGUGCAUUGUUUGUGAAUGAGGAUUGUUGCAGACAUGAAGGGGCCACUGAGCAGCAAGCUGCUAGGGAGGAUGCUCUUUUCUGUACGUUGUGCAAUGCUGAGGUUCGCAAGUUCAGCAAACACUGCAGAAGCUGUGACAAAUGUGUGGAUGGAUUUGAUCAUCAUUGCCGGUGGCUUAACAAUUGCGUGGGUCGGAAGAACUACACAACUUUUAUACUGCUUAUGGCCACAAGUCUCAUUUGGCUUGUAAUUGAGUGUGGAGUUGGCAUUGCCGUUCUAGUGCGCUGCUUUGUUAAUAGAAAGGGCACCGAGGAUCAAAUCAUUGAGAGACUUGGCAAUGGUUUCUCCCGUGCCCCAUUUGCAACUGUUGUGGUCAUUUGUUCGGCGGUUUCAUUACUUGCUUGUGUGCCUCUGGUGGAGCUCUUCUUUUUCCAUAUGAUAUUGAUCAGAAAGGGUAUUACAACCUACGAGUAUGUUGUGGCGAUGAGGGCCAUGAGUGAUGCACCUGCCGGAUCAGUUGAUGAAGAUAAUAACCAAAACAUGCUUUACUCCCCAACUGGUUCUGCUACAACCGGGUUAAGUGGUGGCAGUUCUCUUGGCCUGCAAUAUAAAGGCGCAUGGUGCACUCCUCCAAGAGUAUUUGUUGAUCAUCAGGAUGAGGUUAUUCCACACUUGGAUCCCGGAAUGGUACCGUCUACAGUCGAUCCGGAUGCAGCUGGAACUGCAGAUAGAGCCAACAAGAUGCCUAAAAGGCCAGUCCGUAUCAGUGCUUGGAAGCUUGCCAAGUUGGAUUCAAAUGAAGCGAUGAGAGCAGCAGCCAAAGCCAGAGCAUCAUCAUCUGUUCUGCGGCCGGUCGAUGGCAAUCGUCCUCCAGAUGCCGAUCUAAGCUCCAGUGGAAAUGUGAGUGUUAGAAGUAGUACGAGUGUAGAUUUUGGAGGAAAUAAAGAAAUGAAGAACGAGAUGAAACUGUCUCCUUUGGGUAACUCAUACCCACCAAGUCAAGCUAGUAGGGAUGAAUACGAUAUCGGAACUCAAAGCAUGAGUAGUUUUAGCAGUCCGAGCCAUGGUCAUGACGCAGUCGCUUUGAGCCCUCUUCCAGUAGAACCCCCAUCUCGUACUUCUAAUGUCAUGGCCACCGGGUCCCAUCAGCAACGUUUUCUUCCUGAUCGCUCUUUUGCUGCUGGCAGAGCUGUCCCCAACACCCAUCCCAAAAACCCGGUAUUUCAGUCAUCUGCUGCUGGAUUUGAUGAGAGGAUCAUGCAAAUGAAUAACGCUGACCCACUGCUGUUAUCUGGCCACCAAUCCACUUCCCUUGUCAGGGAUAGUAAGAGGUCCUCUGUUGUGUGGGACCAAGAGGCCGGCCGGUACGUGUCAGUCCCAUCUGCUACGAGGACCGAAACUGCUCUAGAAAUUCCAUUCCGAGCAUCAUUGCAACCUGUAGUAGUAAACCCACAUGCUGAAACGAGCUCUCAUGCUAGAAGGGCUGCUCUUCCCGACUCUUCUGCUGCAAAGGCUCCAAUGCAACAAGCAGAAAAGCUAAUGUACACAGGAAAAUCUAUAUUCUUUGGGGGGCCACUUUUGAGUGUCCCAUCUAGAGAUGACGGUCCAAGAAACGAUAGCGGUACAAGCUCCAGACCAGAUCAAGAUAGGAUACCUAACAUGCCACCAGAAGCUAGAGUGGGAAGGGCCGCAGCAUCAAACCAAUUCCCCCUUUUCACUCCCGGAACAUGGCAGCAGAACCCACCAUCGAGCUCGAAAUAGUUGACGGGUUUGAAGUCUUCAAUGAGAGUUCCACUGCGGUUGAGCUCUAUGGUAUCAAACAGGAAUGAUUUCUGUAACAACUUCGGAAUCAUGCUCAGUGCAGUUUUCAGAGUUGUAGGAGGAUACUGAAAAGACCACAGGCUUACGAUUAAUGCCUUGGUUCUGUGCCAUUGACCAGGGUACAGAAAACGGCUGAAAGAGCGAUUUCGACGUCCUCUUUACAUGCAUGAAUUAUUCUUCAUUCACACGGCGCCUUUUCUUUUUUCCAAGCAUCAGGUUUUCAGGUUUUAACACUACAAACCAGACAAACUGAAGAUUGGGGCAGCUAAAGGAGCCUUUCUUGCAAAUGGUUCUCUUCCAAAAUCUCCGUGAGUUCUCUUUUGACGCCUCAUAUCGAGCUUGUAGAUAGAUUUUGGAUCUUGAUGCGUGGAUAGUUUCUUCUGGUAGGCAAAAGAAUCGGAGAAUUUUAGUCUGUAUCUCUUUGUGACAGGUUUUAUCAGUAGCUUGGAUCUGUCGAUAUCUGUGGAUAUUUUGUCUUUUCGAGCUGCGUUUGGACGCACAAUUAAGUUGGAUUGCAAAAAAUUAGUUUAAUGAAAAAAAAAAAAAAAAAACUAGUUAUUUUUUGUA